AUGGAAGACAAAGUAGUCAUCACUUCUUCAUCCAUUGAAGCCGGAAUCGACUGUUGGGACCUUUGUUCUGGUGCAGAAUAUAUCUGCUAUCGUUCAUGCGCCUCUCCUCCUCACGACCUUCCUCAGGUAGAAGUUAAGAGUUUUCCAGUUGAAACAAUCAAUCCUCUUGCUUGCAAUAAUGAUGGCUCUUACAUAAUAGGAAGAGGAGUUUUCUGGUCAUAUCUACUUGUGGGAGGUUGCAACGGGUAG
Lactuca virosa is the source of this 249-nucleotide messenger RNA. Lineage: Eukaryota; Viridiplantae; Streptophyta; Magnoliopsida; Asterales; Asteraceae. The record is from the annotation of a GenBank genome assembly.